This is a messenger RNA of Saccharomyces mikatae IFO 1815, 849 nucleotides long. It is a transcript of the gene ASF1, whose product is annotated as nucleosome assembly factor ASF1. Bases 1 to 849 code for a protein of 282 amino acids. The record is from RefSeq and is a predicted model, not a curated record. Gene Ontology annotation, biological process: DNA replication-dependent chromatin assembly; nucleosome disassembly; nucleosome assembly. The transcript has a single exon. Gene Ontology annotation, molecular function: histone binding. NCBI's taxonomy places the organism in Eukaryota, Fungi, Ascomycota, Saccharomycetes, Saccharomycetales, Saccharomycetaceae. Gene Ontology annotation, cellular component: nucleus.
AUGUCAAUUGUUUCACUAUUAGGCAUCAAAGUUUUGAAUAAUCCAGCCAGGUUUACUGACCCAUAUGAGUUUGAGAUCACCUUUGAGUGCUUAGAAUCUUUAAAACACGACCUAGAAUGGAAACUGACCUACGUUGGGUCUUCUCGUUCGUUGGACCAUGAUCAAGAAUUGGACUCAAUUCUGGUAGGCCCUGUUCCCGUAGGUGUUAAUAAGUUUGUGUUUUCUGCUGAUCCUCCUUCUGCCGAACUGAUUCCUGCCAGCGAACUGGUAAGUGUUACAGUUAUACUAUUAAGUUGUUCUUAUGAUGGGAGAGAGUUUGUUAGAGUAGGCUACUACGUGAAUAAUGAGUACGAUGAAGAAGAGUUGAGAGAAAAUCCGCCAGCAAAAGUACAAGUUGAUCAUAUUGUAAGGAACAUACUGGCUGAAAAGCCAAGAGUCACAAGGUUCAACAUCGUUUGGGAUAAUGAAAAUGAAGGAGAUUUGUACCCACCUGAACAGCCAGGAGUAGAUGAUGAAGAGGACGAUGAUGAAGAAGAUGAUGAUGAAGAAGACGAUGACGAAGGUGAAGAAGAUGAAGAAGAUGACGACCAAGGAGACGGAGAAGGAGAAGCUGAGGAAGCAGCUGAGGAAGAGGAAGAGGAAGAGGAAAAGACUGAAGACAAUGAAACAAAUCUUGAAGAAGAGGAAGAAGACAUAGAAAACAGCGACGGCGAGGAGGAAGAGGCAGAAGAAGAAGUAGAAGCUGCAGAAAAGAACGAAAACGGCAGUGAUAAAAAAAGGAGGAAAAUAGAAGGCCAUUCUACAGAUAUCCAAUCUACCCCAAAGGACAAGACAUCUCCAACAAACUGA